AAAUUGUUCAAACAAAGUUCAAUGGCAGAACAGAACAGAAGGCGAUUUUGAAGCCCUAAUAAAUACGCCCAUUUCCUCCCCCAUGUCCAUAAGCCAGAACCACCUCCUCCGCCUGGUUCUUUCAUGCCGGAAAAUCACUGCCCAGGUCACAAAUCCAGCCACCUCCUCCAUCGUGGCCAUGGCAUCUUCCUCCGAGCAGGAAUUCGUCGCCUAUUACCGCUCUAAACUCCACCGUUUUCCUCGAUCCAACAACUUCUGGGACUCCAAAGUCGCCUCUCGCGUCGGCGAAAAGCUUGGCCACCGUUUGAAGGAGAUCGGUGUUUCCGAUGUUCGGAUUGAUCUCGCCGAAGAGUUCUCCCGCCCUCUGUACUAUCGGAAGAUGGUUCUGCCGCUUUUCGAUUCUGUUCAGCGCUCCGGCGUCGCCGUUGAUGGCGCUGAGAAGCUUGGAACAGUUUUGGGUUGUCGGAGAAUGGAGGCAUCUGCACAAUAUACUAUUCCAUUUGAUCUACGUAUUAUUCCCUACAAUGAACAGGCUGGUUUUCUUGGGAUUGCAGAGAUUGGAUUUAACCAACUUGAUUGACACCUCACUACUGUGCAGACGAGAAACCUACACAUUUCAUCUGUCUUGUGGGGAAUAUACAAUUACGUUGCAGAAUGGUAAGAGAUUUAAAAUCAAACAUUUCCCAAAUAUAUGUUAUGAAUAUGGUUUAAUAUCAAUUUUUCACCGUACAGAAUAAUUUUAUCAAAGAAGUACAACAAUAUUUAGUACAACACAAUUUACUAGAGUUGGGUUCAAACAUUGGUCAACAUAGAAAAUAUUAUUCAACAAACAAGACGACUCAAUAUUGGUGACACUGAUCAAAGACAUAUUUUAGUGAAGUCACAAUUUUUUUAAUAUGAGUGCAAAAUAAUUAAGUUUUUAUUGCAGAUUAAAUAUAUAAUUAAGUUUAGUAAGGAAGGAAUUUGUUAGUUAAAAAUUAGAAAAAAUAGCUAAAUUGAUUAAAAAAAGAAAAAGAAAUCGUGGAUCGAGUCUACGAUUAUGGAAAUCAUGUACCCAGUCCACGAGUACGUCCUUGACCAGUCCACCAACUGGAUUAAAAGUCUAAUCGUGUACGGGGUACACGAUUUUCUUUCCCCAAAAAAUAACCAUAUUUUUGUCAAUACUUUCCAAUUUCAUCUAUUUUUAAAAUUUCUUUCCCAUCUAUCCCAUUUUUGUCAUUAAUUUAAAAGUGCACUAUUCUUGAACUUAGUCCCAAAUUCAUAUAUUAGAAAAAAAAAUAAAGAAAAAACUUUACCUGAGGCAAACGACAAUAAAGAUUGGAGACGACGGGUUGUAGAUCGGUUCACGAUGACAAUAGUAACAAGAUCAGAAACGGCGGACGACGGCGGAGUUGGCGAUCGACGCUAGUGAGGAGGAAGGAAGGGAGAAAGCUUUCGAAUGGAAGGAAGAGGAAGGGGCCACGAGGUGGUUCAAGGGACCACUAAGACUUAGGGUAAUAGUGGACCCCGCGAUUACCUGGUCAACACUGCAUGAUUGUCCAUGUGGUAGUCUGCUCGUGCCAGUUCAUAGGAAGUCAUAUAUUAAAUACACGAUUUAGAGGUAAUCGUGUAUCAAGAACACGAUUUAAACAUCUAUUUUUGUCAAUAAUUUCCACUCAAACCUAUUUUUGUUAAUAAUUAUUAAAAUAACAUUAUUUAAAGAAAAAUUUCCUGAAAAUAAGGUCACCAAUGAAGAAUAUGGAGAAAAUGCUCUUUGAAAUUUAACCUACCUUUUAAAAAUAAAUGGUUUUUGGCUUUGUCUGACAUCAUCCUCUCAUGAAAUUACCAAAAGCAUCCCAUUUUCCUUCUCUUCCCUUCGAUUUCAAUUCGUAGGCCAAAUUUUAUUCAAAUUCGAAAUAUGGGGUGAGAAUCCACCUCAAAUCAAGUGGCAGCUGAGAUAGCUCAUGUUGGCAGAAUAUAAACCAUUGAUCUCUCAUUUGUAGUUAUCGUGAGAAAUUUAGUGAUAAUGAAAUGGAAUAAAGAAUGGGAGCGUAAUUGUUAUGAUUGUAUGUACAAGUUUAA
Molecule: messenger RNA, 2061 nt
Organism: Benincasa hispida (wax gourd)
Lineage: Eukaryota; Viridiplantae; Streptophyta; Magnoliopsida; Cucurbitales; Cucurbitaceae
Product: Ribosomal L18p/L5e family protein
Biological process (GO): translation
Cellular component (GO): ribosome
Molecular function (GO): 5S rRNA binding; structural constituent of ribosome
Source: RefSeq, a predicted model, not a curated record